CCUGUUGAUGUGUGUGUCUCCCUGCAGCUGCAGCCGGAGCAGCUGGACUGUGGAGCAGCUCACCUCCAGCACCCGCUGGCCAUCGUCAACCCUGUCACAGCCACCCCCGUGUUCACCUACAGCGGCCUGACUGCCGUGGCUGUCGCCAGCGUCAAUAACUACACGGUUGCGUUCCUGGGCACUGCCAGCGGAGGACUCCUGAAGAUUAAUCUGGACAGUACUAUGAAGGUUAUUAGCAGGAGAUCCAUUUCAGUGGCUUAUGGAGAGCCUGUCCACCCCAUCAUGCAGUUCGACCCUUCUGAUUCCACCUACCUCUACCUGAUGACCUCCUAUCAGAUGACGCGGGUGAAGGUGGCUGCCUGCAACCAGUACUCGACGUGCAUGGAGUGCCUGGCUGCUGCUGACGCCUACUGUGGGUGGUGCACAAUGGAGACCAGGUGUUCUCUGCAGCAUGAGUGCACAAACUUCACAGGGGCCAACUUCUGGGCGAGUGCAAGUGAAGGAGUGCAGCAGUGCCCUUCUAUGACCAUCCUGGAGCCUGAGAUUAAUAUCGACAAAGAGAACCCGGCCCUGAUAAUACAGAUAAAUGGGACUAUCCCGAACCUGAAUGGAACAAAUAUUUCAUGUGACUAUGGAAAUAAUAUCCACACAGUAGCCAGAGUUGCUGGAGAUUAUGUAAACCAAUUUAUAUAUUGCAGUUUACUUCCACGUGAGAAAUAUCCAACGUUUCCAGACGACCAAGACCACGUGGUCGUCGAAACUGCUCUCCGAGUCAACGGCAAAAACAUUAUCCGGGCCAAUUUCACCAUCUACGAUUGCAAAAGAACUGGAAACAUUUACCCGAAGAGAGCAUGCACCAGCUGCCUCUCGACCAGGUGGAAGUGUCACUGGUGUCCCUCUGCCUACGCCUGUGUCUCCAACCACUCGCAGUGUGACGAUGCCCUGCAGAUGAAGAAGAAAAUUGACUGUCCGCGCAUUGUACCUGCCUUAUUGGACCCAAUGCCCACGGGAGUAUCUCGGGACAUUACAAUUUCACUGGCUAACGCGACUUUCUCUAAGGAGACAGCUCUGGAGUGCCAUUUUGGGACAGACAGAACAUUUGAAGCCCGGUGGCUGAACUCCUCCACUGUGGAGUGUGUACAAGUGCUGCUCCACACAUCAGAAAAAAGCCAUCUCUUCCCAGUGAACCUUCAGCUGAAGGACAGACCAGACAGAUUUAUCGACAGUCCAGAGUUGAUGACAGUGGAGGUGUACAACUGUGCGACUGGGAGUGCCGACUGCUCUCAGUGCCUGGGGAGGGAGGACCUGGGGCACCGCUGUGUCUGGAGUGAGAGCAGCUCCAGCUGCAGGCUGCACACCGAGUUCCCCCACGUCUCAGACGUCUGCCCAGCUCCAGAGAUCAAGAAGAUCGAGCCGCUGCGUGGUCCGCUGGAAGGGGGAACACUGCUGACCAUCCGUGGGAGGACCCUGGGCCGCCGCUUCAGCGAUGUCCUCGGUGCCGUCAGGAUUGGCAGUGUGCAGUGUGCUCCACUGCCUGACAGAUACCUCGUCUCAGAGGCGAUCGUAUGCCAGACCGGAGAGGCUCAGGAGGCGUUUUCUGACGUGGUGACGGUUAACGUGAGCCGGGAAGGGAGGUCCAGGGAGCGGUACUCCUACGUGCUUCCCAUGGUGCAGUCCAUAGCUCCCCUGAGUGGCCCGAAGGCUGGAGGAACCCGAGUGACCAUCAGAGGCAGCAGGCUGGACGUUGGCUCUGAGCUCCGUGUCCUUGUCAAUACCUCCAAGCAGUGCACCAACCUCAGCCGCAACGACAGCACCAUCACCUGCACCAUGCCAUCCGCGGAGCUCACCACGGCCGUGCGAGUCUGUGUUCAGUUCGAGAACAAGUCUUGUGCCAGCUACAACAUCACAUUCAAGUAUGAGAAGAACCCGAUUAUAUCAGACAUCAACCCCAAAAAGAGCCAGAUCAGCGGGGGCAGGAUCAUCACCCUGGAAGGAAGAGGCUUUGAGCUGGUCCAGAACGUGUCCAUGGUUGUCCGUGGCAUUGGCAGAGAGCAAACGAGCUGUAAGGUUCACACUGACACCAUGAUCACCUGCCCCUCUCCAGCUGCCUCCAACAUCACUGCAGGGAGCAAGCCUGCGCCCAUUGAUUUCUAUCUCAACGGUCGCCUCUAUGCAGACGACCGUCCGGCUCUGGAUGAGGAGCUGUACCCCGAGGAGGCCUUGCACAUCAGCAAGUUCAGCCUAGAGUACUACGCUGACCCCCAGUUCUUCACAGCCAAGAAGGAAAAGUGGAUCAAGCACCAUCCUGGCGAGCCCUUGACUCUGGUUAUACACAAAGACCCUGACAGCCUGGGCCUGGAAAGCAACGAGUACCAAGUGAAAAUUGGCCUUAUCUCCUGCGAGAUCCAGAUUGUUUCCGACAAAGUCAUCCACUGCUCUGUCAAUGAGUCGCUGAGCACCUCGGAAAGACAGUUACCGGUGACGAUCCAGGUUGGAAAGUUCAACUACACAAUUGCAAUGCUGCACCUCGGGGGAGGAGAGACCGCGAUCAUUGUCUCCAUUGUCAUCUGCAGCAUCUUGCUGGUCCUCUCUGUCGUAGCCCUCUUUGUGUUUUGCACAAAGAGCCGCAGAGCAGAGCGCUACUGGCAGAAAACCCUGCUCCAGAUGGAGGAGAUGGAGUCGCAGAUACGGGAGGAAAUCCGCAAAGGUUUUGCAGAACUGCAGACAGACAUGACAGACCUGACCAAGGAGUUAAACCGCAGCCAGGGGAUCCCGUUCCUGGAGUACAAGCACUUUGUCACCCGGACAUUCUUCCCCAAAUGUUCUUCGCUCUAUGAGGAGUGCUACAUCCUGCCAUCCCAGCAGCUCAGCUCCCAGGUGGGCUCCCAGGUCCAGGAAACUCAUCCACUCCUAGUGGGGGAAUGGAAGAUCCCUGAAAGCUGCAGACCCAACAUGGAAGAAGGAAUCUCGCUGUUCUCCACCUUACUCAACAACAAGCACUUUCUCAUCGUGUUUGUCCAUGCUCUCGAGCAACAGAAGGACUUUGCUGUUAGAGACAGAUGUAACCUGGCCUCCCUGCUUACUAUUGCAUUGCAUGGGAAACUGGAGUACUACACCAGCAUCAUGAAGGACCUUUUGGUGGAUCUAAUAGAUGCUUCAGCUUCCAAAAACCCCAAGCUGAUGCUGAGGAGAACAGAAUCCGUGGUAGAGAAGAUGCUCACCAACUGGAUGUCAAUCUGCAUGUACAGCUAUCUCAGAGAGACGGUCGGAGAGCCCUUCUUCCUGUUGAUCUGUGCAAUCAAACAGCAGAUUAACAAAGGGUCCAUCGAUGCCAUCACGGGGAAGGCCAGGUACACCCUCAAUGAGGAGUGGCUCCUGAGGGAGAACAUCGAGGCAAAGCCAAGGAACCUCAACGUCUCCUUCCAAGGCUGUGGGAUGGACUCCCUGAGCGUCAGGGCCAUGGACACAGACACGCUCAGCCAAGUGAAGGAGAAGAUUCUGGAGGCUUUCUGCAAGAACGUCCCCUACUCCCAGUGGCCAAGGGUGGAAGAUGUCGACCUUGAGUGGUUCGCCACCAGCACCGACAGCUACAUCCUCCGGGACCUGGACGACACCUCCGUGGUGGAGGAUGGCAGGAAGAAACUCAACACAUUAGCACAUUACAAGAUCCCCGAAGGGGCGUCACUGGCCAUGAGUUUGUCAGACAAGAAGGACACCACGCUGAGCAGAGUGAAGGAUUUGGACACUGAAAAGUACUUCCACUUGGUUCUCCCAACUGAUGAAUCAGUUGAACAUAAGAAAUCCUACAGACAGAGCCAUAGGAAGAAGGUUCUACCAGAGAUCUACCUGACCAGGCUGCUCUCCACAAAGGGCACGCUGCAGAAGUUCUUGGAUGACUUGUUCAAAGCCAUUCUCAGUAUCCGAGAUGAUAAACCACCUGUGGCCGUGAAGUAUUUCUUUGACUUCCUAGAGGAGCAAGCAGAGAAAAGAGGGAUCACAGACCCUGACACUUUGCACAUCUGGAAGACCAACAGCUUACCUCUGAGGUUUUGGGUCAACAUCCUGAAGAACCCCCAGUUCGUCUUUGACAUUGACAAGACAGACCACAUCGACGCCUGUCUCUCUGUGAUAGCCCAGGCCUUCAUCGACGCCUGCUCCCUGUCUGACCUGCAGCUGGGCAAGGACUCCCCAACCAAUAAACUACUGUAUGCCAAGGAGAUCCCCGAGUACAGGAAGAUCGUGCAGCGAUACUACAAGCAAAUCCACGACAUGCCCCCGCUCAGCGAGCAGGAAAUGAACGCCCACCUUGCGGAGGAGUCACGGAAAUACCGGAAUGAAUUCAACACCACUGUGGCCAUGGCUGAGAUAUACAAAUACGCCAAGAGAUAUCGCUCGCAGAUCGUGGCUGCCCUGGACACCAAUCCUACGACAAAGCGCACCCAGCUCCAGCACAAGUUCGAGCAAGUGAUUGCGCUCAUGGAGGAUAACAUCUACGAGUGCUGCAGCGAAGCCUAG
Messenger RNA from Antrostomus carolinensis (chuck-will's-widow), 4515 nucleotides. It is a transcript of the gene PLXND1, whose product is annotated as plexin D1. The transcript is spliced from 35 exons. Gene Ontology annotation, biological process: regulation of GTPase activity; semaphorin-plexin signaling pathway; positive regulation of axonogenesis. The record is from RefSeq and is a predicted model, not a curated record. Gene Ontology annotation, molecular function: semaphorin receptor activity; protein binding. Gene Ontology annotation, cellular component: semaphorin receptor complex; plasma membrane. NCBI's taxonomy places the organism in Eukaryota, Metazoa, Chordata, Aves, Caprimulgiformes, Caprimulgidae. The annotation marks the transcript as partial.